ACCAAAAGAAGAAGAAGAAUGAGGACCAAAUAAAGGCUGGAAGGAGCCUGUAACACUCCCCGGACUUCUUUCUCAAAGUUAAGAGCAUCAUUAUUAUGCUGCUUACUACGACGGCGCCAUCACACUUAUGACGUAAUAAUAAUGUCACGUGUUUAUAAUAAAACAUCAUCAAUAAAAAGUAAAUAUUAUGGCGCUCUGUAAAGAGCUGCUACUCUCAAAUCUGCAAGAGAUGUCCAAAAGACUUUAUCCUUGUCUUCUUUUAGCUGCAAGGCAUCUCUUUCAGCUGUUUUGACUGAUCUGGUCUUCUCUGUCACAUGAUGUAGAGCCAACCACGUGGUUUUCUUUGCACACAUUUUUACCGUGAGUGUCUCCAGACCCUUCCUCCGCGGCGAGACUAGCCUCUUCCGAGCCUCUUCCACAGGGCGAGCAAUUAGAUCUAUUGUUAUUUUAACCCUCAAUAUGGCGGAAUUGGAAGAGACAGAUCAUGAUGGACUUUUGACUUUUCAUAUACAGGGAAGAGAAAAAGUUGAUGAUGAAAAUGAUGGAGUUACUAAUGAAAACAAAAUAACAGAUGAGGUAGUUUAAAUGUACCUGUACAUGUAUACUGGUACAUAAAUUUUAGUAAAAUUGUGAAUUAUAGUACUGCAUAAUUAUGAAUUUGUGACCAGUGCCAUUGAGCAUUUAGCAUAAUGAUCCUAUUACAUGUCCAGAAAUGAUAAUGCUACUUCCGGUCAUUUACUAAUAACGAAAUUCAUAGUUUAUUAAUGAUAUUCAUAACAGUUUAAUGAUAUUCAUAACAUAUUAUUGCAAGUUGUCAUAGCAACGAAACAAUAUGGCUGUUCGUAGCUCACGGUCACAAAGAGUUUGUUCUAUAAAACAGUAUGAGAAAGGGUACUAUAGAAGGCUUAUUGAUACUGAAACAGAAGAUGUGGAAAAGGAGAGUACGCUGAUACUAACUUCGGAUGAUGUCUAUGAAGUGGAGAGAUUAAUUGAACAAAGGAUGAUAAAAGGAAAGGUUUAUUAUUUAGUUUUAUGGAAAAAUUACUCCAAGGAAGAAGCCACUUGGGAGCCUGAGAGCGAAAUUACUGAGGCAGCAGUUAGACUGUAUCAUGAACCUCAGCCUCCAAUCAGAGCUAUUUUGGAUGCUGUAAGCUCUUUCUCCUUAGUUCUUCAAAAUAAUUUAAAGGCUGGACUGUUGCGUAGACGCUCAAUGUCACUGGAGUUUCCAAGAUAUGUUUUUAACUUCCUAUUUAACAACAAAGGAAAUCAUACUAGUAAUAGACCUGGGUGUCUUUACCAACGAUGUGACUUCUCAGCAGAGUAUUUUUGCAAUGGUCACUUUGAAUACUAUAACAAGUUUGGAGAAGGCUGCUUUGUCUCAUUUCCCAUCUAUAUGUAUAGUUUUGUCAAGUUCUCUCAAAAGAAAUAUAACAGUAGUGGUGAAUGUCUUAAUAGUUGUACUUUUACUGAAACACUAUAUAUCAAAUUAGUUAAAAGACAUUAAUGAUACUUUUUAUGAAA
Messenger RNA from Amphimedon queenslandica, 1521 nucleotides. RefSeq lists its product as uncharacterized. The transcript is spliced from 3 exons. The record is from RefSeq and is a predicted model, not a curated record. Lineage: Eukaryota; Metazoa; Porifera; Demospongiae; Haplosclerida; Niphatidae. The coding region runs from base 833 to 1504 and encodes 223 amino acids.